Malania oleifera is the source of this 4238-nucleotide messenger RNA. Its product is annotated as probable serine/threonine protein kinase IRE. Gene Ontology annotation, biological process: intracellular signal transduction; peptidyl-serine phosphorylation. The coding region runs from base 79 to 3666 and encodes 1195 amino acids. NCBI's taxonomy places the organism in Eukaryota, Viridiplantae, Streptophyta, Magnoliopsida, Santalales, Ximeniaceae. Gene Ontology annotation, molecular function: ATP binding; protein serine/threonine kinase activity. The record is from RefSeq and is a predicted model, not a curated record. The transcript has 17 exons.
CUCUCUCUCUCUCUCUCUCUCUCUCUCUCUCUCUCUCUAACACCAGUCCACUGUACAUGAUGAGCCAUACCAUCAUCAAUGUCGGAUCCUCCACCUCCGCGUGCCAUUCCCGAACCACUUCAUCCUCGGAAUCCUAACAAUAGGCACCGUCUGCCGUCGGACAUCAAAGAUAACUCGGCGUCGUCGCCAGCUGCGUCGGUAGGCAAGCUCAGGAAGAUCCCUCCGAUCCCAAUCCACCGAGGCCAACACAGAGAAGGCGCCGCAGAGGCGAGGGACAGUGAAGAUGAUGAAGAGGAGUUGCAUUCGUCGCCGAUUCUCGCGUCCUCGCUCGGCCUCAACCACAUUCGGAUCAAAUCUGCUCCGUCGCCGCUGCGGUUCUCAGCUUCGGUUCAAUCGUCUUCCAUCCCUUCCAAUAAUGGAAAAAUCGAUACGCUUCACCAGCCACCAAGUUCCUUGGGGCAAGGGAAAACGAUCCAGCGAAAUCAUUCAAAAUCCUUGAAAUUUCCAUCAGCGAUCAAUUCAGGGUUGAAGGAUCAUCAUGCUGCUUUUGCCAAGGAAAUCCAAUCUCCACGUUUUCAGGCUAUACUGCGCCUUACAAGUGGACGUAAGAAGAGGACCACAGAUAUUAAGAGCUUCUCCCAUGAACUCAACUCCAAAGGAGUACGGCCAUAUCCAUUUUGGAAGCCUCGUGCAGUAGGGCAUAUGGAGGAGAUCAUGGUAGUUAUAAGAGCAAAGUUCAACAAAUUGAAGGAAGAAGUCAACGGUGAUUUGGGUGUUUUUGCUGGAGAUUUGGUGGGUAUACUUGAAAAAUCUGCAGAGUCUCAUCCUGAAUGGAAAGCGAGUUUGGAAGAUCUUUUACUUGUAGCCCGACAAUGUGCAUUGAUGUUGCCUAAUGAGUUUUGGCUGAAAUGUGAAGGUAUUGUUCAGAAUCUAGAUGAUCGCCGUCAAGAACUACCUAUGGGAAUCCUCAAACAAGCUCAUACACGCCUUCUCUUUAUCCUUACUAGAUGCACCAGGCUUGUGCAGUUUCAGAAGGAGAGUGGUUAUGAAGAGGAUCGUGUUCUGGGACUUCACCAACUUAGUGAUCUUGGAGUCUAUCCAGAACAAGUUCUCAGUGCUCUGCAACAGGACUUCAGCGGCCCAUUGGGUGGGCAUGAAGUGAAUGAGAAGCAUACAAAGAAGUUGCAUGGGCAGGCCCAAAGUGGCUUGAUUACAAAGCCAGAGCAUUUAUAUCAAAAUUUAAGUUUUGGAGCUGAUAAUUUGGAAGCUGCCACUGCAACCAGUGCUGAUUCACCCGCAAGCAGUUAUAGGAUGUCGUCUUGGAAGAAACUUCCAUCUCCCGCUGAGAAAAACCAUAGGAAAGGCUAUGAUGCAUUUGAUUCCCAUUCUGAGGAUAGUUCAGACCAAUUGCAAGUUAAAAAAGAUGGAAUAAAAGCUAACACUGAUGAUGAUGCUGAAAAUCUUGAUACUCUGGUGUGUCCUGAACAUUCGGAGGCAUAUACAGAAGUACGGAGAGUUUCUUGGGGACUUUCGGGGGAUCAACAGAAUGCAGCAAACGAAGAUUUGAUGAUCUGUCGUAUUUGUGAGGUUGAAAUACCAACUGUACAUGUAGAGAAUCAUUCUAGAAUAUGCACAAUUGCUGAUAGAUGCGACUUGAAAGGAUUAACUGUAGAUGAGAGGCUUGAAAGAGUUGCAGACACCCUUGGAAGAAUACUGGAGUCAUGGACGCCAAAAAGCACAGAUACUGUAGGUGGAACCCGUGAAGUUGCAAGAGUUUCUACAUCUGAUGUACUUGAGGAGUUGGAGUCAUCAUUGCGCAAGCAGAAUGGUUUGUCUUGCCAAUGCUCUGAAGACAUGCUUGAUUGUAUCUCGGAAGCUGAUAAUGCUUUUGUCAAUGACCCGAAUGUUCCAGACUUAUCAUGUGAAGCACAUUCAAUUUUGACACCUGGAUUAGGUACAAAAGGCUCAUCUGCUGGGAGUUUGACCCCUCGAUCACCAUUAUUAACACCACGAACUAGCCAGAUAGAAUUGCUGUUGAGUGGACAGAGGACAAUUUCAGAGCAUGAGAAUUUUGAGCAGAUACUCAAGCUAUUGGAUAUUGCUCAUUCUGUUGCCGAUGUAAACAAGAAUGACUACAGUGCAUUGGAAUAUAUGCUUGACCGCCUAAAAGAAUUAAAAUAUGUUAUCCAAGAUAGAAAGGCAGAUGCCCUUGUUGUAGAGACCUUUGGGAGACGUAUAGAGAAACUACUGCAGGAGAAAUAUGUACACCUUUGUGGUCAGAUAGAAGAUGUCAAAUUGGAUUCAUCAGCAGUCGUGGCUGAUGAAGAUAGUCCAAUGGAAGAUGAUACAGUUCGUAGUCUGCGGACAAGCCCUAUAAAGGGUUCUAAGGACCGAACAUCUAUAGAAGAUUUUGAAAUCAUAAAACCCAUUAGCAGAGGGGCAUUUGGGCGAGUUUUCCUUGCUAGAAAAAGGGCCACUGGUGACUUAUUUGCUAUAAAGGUUUUAAAGAAGGCAGAUAUGAUUCGUAAAAAUGCAGUUGAAAGUAUUCUGGCUGAGCGUAAUAUUCUAAUAUCAGUCCGCAAUCCUUUUGUGGUCCGGUUUUUCUACUCCUUCACAUGCAGGGAAAAUCUUUAUCUAGUCAUGGAGUACCUAAAUGGAGGAGAUCUUUAUUCUUUGUUGAGAAAUCUGGGUUGCUUAGAUGAAGACAUGACCCGUGUAUAUAUUGCAGAACUUGUUCUUGCUUUGGAGUAUUUGCAUUCCUUGAAUGUCAUUCACAGAGACUUGAAGCCAGACAACUUACUAAUCGGUCCUGAUGGUCACAUUAAGUUGACAGACUUUGGGCUCUCCAAGGUUGGUCUGAUCAACAUCACAGAUGACCUGUCAGGUCCAUCAUUCAGCAGUACUGCUUUUAUUGGACAGGAACCAAAAACUACUGCAGUACAACAAUCAUUAAAGAGAGAGCAGCGCCAGAAGCAUACUGUUGCUGGCACGCCUGAUUAUUUGGCUCCUGAGAUACUUCUUGGCAUGGGACAUGGUGCAACGGCUGAUUGGUGGUCUGUGGGUGUCAUUCUUUUUGAGCUGCUUGUGGGUAUUCCACCAUUCAAUGCAGAACAUCCGCUGCAAAUAUUUGACAAUAUUAUGAAUAGAGACAUACCCUGGCCCAGGAUACCUGAGGAGAUGAGCUAUGAGGCAUAUGAUUUAAUUGACAAAUUGCUUAUUGAAAAUCCAGUUCAAAGGCUAGGGGCAACAGGGGCCAGAGAGGUGAAGCGGCAUCCAUUUUUCAAAGAUAUUAAUUGGGAUACGGUUGCAAGGCAAAAGGCCAUGUUCAUACCAUCAGCAGAAGGUGAAGAUGACACAAGUUAUUUUACUAGCCGAUAUAUAUGGAAUCCGGAAGAUGGACAUGUCUACGGAGAUAGUGACUUCGAUGAUAUGACAGAAACAUGCAGCAUUUCAUGCAGCAGCGGAUCGUUCAGCCAUCUACUCGAUGAAGAUGGUGAUGCAUGUUGUAAUUUGGCAGACUUCAGUGCUGCUCCACCCCUUGACGUGAUGUACUCAUUUAGUAAUUUCUCGUUUAAGAACUUGUCUCAGCUGGCUUCUAUCAACUAUGACCUUGUUGUGAAAAGUUCUAAGGAAUCCCCAGAAGCAUCUGAACCGCCUGUCCAGUGACAAUGAAGAUAGAUGCUUGAGAAGAAUCUCCAGAAGCACCUAAAUCGCCUGUCCAGUGACAAUGAAGAUAGAUGCUUGAGAAGAUACAUACACACUCAAUAUGAACUUAAAGGCUUCCAUGACAAUUUUCUGCUCCCCGCGUUACUUUCACAUUCCAGACAACCAGUACUCCUAUGUGUGUGUGCCUUAGGAGAGACCUCGUCUGAAAGGUUCAAGAAGAGACUCAUCUGGUGUGAUAUGAUUUCAUUUUUGAGGCCAGCCGUUGAUUUUCUAAUUAAGAAAAUGGGUUGUCUGCUGGAUGUCGCCUGUCCAUUCCAACCGUCCAUUCUUAAAAUUGGGCUGUCGAAACUGGCGAUAGUUCCGCUCGAUCUCCGGUUUUCUAAUUUACAUGCACAAAAAUCAUUUCUUAGACUCUGGCGAUGAUUCUUUUUUUUCAGCUACUUUUAUCUCUUUUUCCCCCCACACUUGUGUAUACAUGCUCUAGCAGUGGGAUGUAGUCUUUGUUACAAUCAGCAUAUAUGUAGGAACUUGUAAAUUAAUUAGUCCUUAGUUAUAAUCUUCAUUUAUCUCUA